AUGGAGCGCAGGCCAACAUCCCGAAACGUCAGCCUCUCCUGGCUCGACCCCUCCCCAAACAGCAUCUCACCCCACCUAAUCCAAAACACCUACGCCCGCCUCAAACUCCAAUACGCAGACGCCCUCCAGAAAAACUGGGCCGAAGACCUCGAAUUCCCAACCCAAGUCUUCGAACAUAUAUCUCUCGCAGCAUGUCUAAUAGAACUAUGGAGAAAAACCUACAACGCCGUCCCAGCCACAGAACAACCGUCAUUAUCACGGCCAAACCCCACAGCACCAAUACCAUUCCCCAGCUUCGUGGAUCUAGCCUGCGGAAACGGGAUCCUCGUCUAUAUCCUCCUGAAAGAAGGAUACCAGGGUGUCGGCUACGACGCCUGUCGUCGGAAGUCGUGGACGACAUUCCCGGCUGAAGUACAAGCUUGUCUGAAAGAGAGGAUCUUUCUUCCUGGUCCUUUUGCGGAUGUACUAGGCUCGCAGGGGCGAGAUGAUAUGGAACUGGAGCUGGGUGUUGAGAUACAUACUGGUGGAUUUCCGGGGGGCACGUUUAUGAUCUCGGAUCAUGCGGAUGAGCUUACGGUUUGGACUCCGUUGAUGGCUGCGUUGGCGUGUCCGCGUGACCCGUUGCCGUUUUUUGUUGUUCCUUGUUGUUCGAAGUCGCUUGCUGGUGGGGAGUUUAGAUAUCCUCCGGGGAAAAGGAGGGGGUCCGGGGAGGACGGUAUGGUUGAUGAUAAUGGGGGAAAGGAGUCGGGUGGAAAGCAGACGCAGCCUGAGUCUGGGGAUUUGAAGGCGUUGAGGGCGAUUAAGUUGGAGGAGAAGACUGAGGCUGGGUUUUGGAUGUCGAUGGCUGGGUCUCUGGCUGCGAAGACGAUGGGUGUUGCGGAGGAGAUUGGGUUUGAGGUUGAGAGGGCUUGGUUCAGAACUCCUGGUGCGGUUAAUAUGGCUUUGAUUGGAGGGUGUAGGAGUGGUACACGGGAAAAUGAAAAGGAACUGGGGAGGGAGGGUGUUUUGGAGAAGAUUAGGGAGAUAGUUGAGACGGAAUGCGCUAAAGAUGGUGGUGCUGAGAGAGCUGCGAAGCUCUGGAUUGAGAGGACGAGAUGUCUUCGUCUGGGACAGGGAACGGUGCAUCAUGCUAAGAUACCCUAA
This is a messenger RNA of Penicillium bovifimosum, 1143 nucleotides long. It is a transcript of the gene trm44, whose product is annotated as tRNA (uracil) methyltransferase. The transcript has a single exon. Gene Ontology annotation, molecular function: tRNA (uridine) methyltransferase activity. The record is from RefSeq and is a predicted model, not a curated record. Bases 1 to 1143 code for a protein of 380 amino acids. Gene Ontology annotation, biological process: tRNA methylation. NCBI's taxonomy places the organism in Eukaryota, Fungi, Ascomycota, Eurotiomycetes, Eurotiales, Aspergillaceae.